AGAACGUAACCCGAUUGUGUUUGACAUCGCGCAUCAUGCAUGUCACCAUUAUGUGUGCAUGUGCACGCGGGAUUCCCACUGAAAGAGAAAAACAACAGAAAGUUUUUUUACUUCAUUUUUAAAUAAGUCGUCUUCACGUUUGCUGAUGAAUUUUUAAAACAGUAGGGGAAAGAAGGACCUGUUUUACUUGUGUAAGUUGGACAGUCAUGGUAAUGGCCACCAACCCUCAGUCUGCGCCAACAGCUGCGCCUGCCGGUGCGCAGAGAACUGCGGCGCCCAACACGUCUGACGCCAGUGUCGCAGGAAACAACGCCGUGGUCAGUCCCGAGUCCGUCGGCCGAGAGUUCGUGCGUCAGUAUUACACGCUGUUGAACCGAGGGCCUGAGCACUUACACAGGUUCUAUCUGAAUAACUCGUCGUUUGUGCAUGGUGGUGUGGAUCAUGACGGCAACCUGGAUGAGCCAGUCUAUGGCCAGAUGGACAUCAAUGAGAAGAUCUUGUCUCUCAACUUCCGUGACUGUCAUGCUAAGAUCAGGCAGGUGGAUAGCCACGCGACACUGGGGGAAGGUGUCGUUGUGCAGGUGACCGGAGAGCUGUCCAACAACGGUGAACCGAUGCGUCGCUUCAUGCAGACUUUCGUCCUGGCGCCCCAGUCUGCCAAGAAGUACUACGUGCGCAACGACAUCUUUCGGUACCAGGAUGAGGUCUUCAACGACUCCGAUUCGGAGCCAGAAAAUGACGGAUGCGGCAGUGUUUCUGAGGGAGAGGAAGCUCCGGCUGAACGCCCCAUCAGCACGGACAUCUCGGUGGCGGAUCCUGCAGUGACCCCGUACUAUGAAGGGCACCAGGCUGUGGUCAGCAACGGCACUGCCCACCUGGAAUCCCCGGAGGCGACCCCGAGCAAGCCGGCCGAGAUGAGCGAUGCGGUCGGCAUGGAGAUCACCCAGGAGUCGCCUCCGGCAAUGAGCGACGAGGGGGCGGCCCAGCCACCGCCUCCUGCCAUGGAGAACCACGAGCAGGAGACGGAGGAGGAACAGCCGGAACCGGAGGAGCCUGCCGACAAGGGGCCCAAGGUGCCAUCUUGGGCUGACAAGGCCAGGAAUGUCCCUACGGCCGCCUCCACUGCGCCAAGUACCAGCUACCCCUCGAUGCAGGCCCAGGGGUCUCCCAACCAGAAGCCGGCCGAACCUUCCGCCCCGAUCAGCGGCCCUGGUGGCCCACCCCGCAGCGGUGGGAUAGAGCCCCUCCCCCAGCGAGAACCCCGCCGGGACCGGGACAGGGAGGGGCCGCGGGACCAGCGAAUGCGGCCCACAGGCGGCAGGCGACCCAUGGAGGGGCCGGACCAGGGCAGCCGGCCGCGGGCAUCCCAGAUCCCCGAUAGUCACCAGCUGUUUGUGGGCAACCUGCCCCAGGAUGUCAACGAUGACGAGCUGAGGGACUUCUUCUCGACUUUCGGCAACGUGGUCGAUAUGCGGAUCAACAGGAACACUGGUCCUAAGCCCCUGCCCUACUUUGGCUUCAUCGUGUUCUCAGACCGCACCCCGGUGCAGACAAUCCUGAAGCAGAAGACGAAAGGGCCCAUCUUGCUUCGUGGCGAGCACCGUCUCAACGUCGAAGAGAAGAAAACCAAGAGGCCCGGCAGCGGGGGCCCUCCUAGGGGCGGAGCUGCUGGGAGGGGUGGCCCGAGAGGAGGCAUGGGGGGCGGCAUCAACAAGGGAGGUGGUCCUGGACGUGGCUACAACCCGCAGCGCUAAGUUUUGGGUACCUGGACCCCCGGGUGCCAAUUUCAUACAGCCACUAAGCAGAAAUUUUGCACAGUAAGCAAACAUGGGCAGGAAACCAGUCACUUACUCACACGGUGCAUGGCAUUUGGCUGGUAACCUACUUUGGUGUGAGCAGAUUUUUUUCUGCGAUGCAGCUGGAUGAAACUGGCCGCCUGGAUUAAUGCUGGUGAACUGAGGGGUGGAGACAGGAAUCGAAUGGUGGGGGGGGGAGCAAGUGUCAACAUUUUCUAAAGCAAUGCAAGACUCAACAUUACGGAAACUGUCCGGCUCCUAUACGGUCCACUCUUUUGACAGGGAAGUGAUUCUAAGUGGAUUGGAGAAGAUAAAGAGAUGAUAGUGCAUGUUUUGGCAUUGUAUUUGUAAAACGUUGCAGAAAUAGAAAAGUCCAUUUUCAACGUUUUUGAAUAUUUCGUAUCAGUUGACAUUUAUAUUUGUAUUUUUCUAAGUCCUUGUUUUUGUUGUGGUUCAGGGGAUAACAUGCUUAAUCACCAUCCGUUCCUGAUCUCGACCCACAGUGGCCCAAGUAACCGACGUUCUCUGAAACUACCGUGUUGUUAACAUGAGUUGUGUGUUUUGUAUGCAAUUCUGAAGGCACCCACAGUUAGUGUAGUCUGUUUCUGUCCCGGUGAAUGUUUCUCUGGUCUUGUUAAAUGAAUAAAAAAAAAACCCAGUAGUCGGGCAGUUUGCCCUGUAAAAAUGUCCCUUGUUUUGGUUUGUGACUGUUCUGAUCAACCCUAGGUUUUAUGCGUAAAAAGACAGUGCCUUCUUUAUCCGAUAUAGCAUUCUCUAUGGAUUGACAGCAGUUCUCCAAGUAUUUGUAUACACAAGACGCAAGUUCAGCACACACUGAUGAUUUUUGCACGAGAACAAAGCAGCAGCGAUUCUAUUGGUUUUCUCAUGUAGGUCGGAGGUGUGAGGACCUUUUGAUAUUCAUACAUGUCUCCUUUCUUUGGCAAACUUAUCGAGACGUGCUUAAACUGUUUGCCUUGCUCGUCUGUUAUUGUGGGAAGCAGUUCUUGAGAUCUGCAAAAAAAAGUGGGGAUAAAAGUAUUUAUGUGGACAAUACUUACCAAAGCCUGUUUUCCCCGAAGAAAAUCUAAUGCAAGAGACCCAGAGUGUGUAAUCACCAUAGUUGUUUUUAUAGCGGUGCCAGAUUUUUUCCCCCUGUUUAUCCCUUGCAUUCAGAAUUGCAUGCUAAAAAACUUAACUUUGUAGUCUGUCUGCUGUAGUACUUCUGUAAUUUCUUUUGUGAUGGAAAAUUCUUACCUUUGCUAAUCGUUUUUCGCCACACAGAUUUCCUAGCUUGUUUUUGUGGUUUUUUUAAUCAACAUCUUUCUGUUAACGUGCCGAGUUAUUUGGAGUAUGAAACCUUAUCUCAAGAGGUUUUUGAAUGUAAAAUGUGAGAUGAUUUGCAAAAGAAAUUGACACAAGUCACAGUAUUGGUUCCUGCUAUCCAGAACAUUGUUCGACAGGGAAAAAAAAGUUUUUAUGUAGUUUGAAGGAGGGGAAGAAGAGUUUUGUCAAGUAGUCAGUUACCUUCAAAAUGAGAAAAAAUACUGAUGAGGGUCCACUCUGUGUAAAAAUAGGGGUAAAAUAGGAUUUUUCUUUCCUUAAAAAGUAACCGUUGAACCAGUCAAAAUGUUAAUGUGCACCUACUCUUUCUUUGAUUUCCGAUCUGGGGUUUACCUCAACAAAACCGUUCGAAAUCUGAUCUCUGCACAACACAUUUUUUUUGAAGGCACUCAUUUUGAAUUUUCAUGGGGCUGGGAUAAAGAGAAAUGCAUGCACAGACAAAGAAGGGCUAGAUUGGAACAUCACAUGCCAUGGUAAAAUUAUGAGGGUAGAGUUUUUAAGUACCCUGUAGACUGUGGUUUGUAGAUGUGUCUUUUUCCAGCUUAUUGUUUGGGAGGGGGGUCUUUUUUAAUGAAACAUGUAUUUUGGUGCUUAGGAAAUUGAUUGUGUAGCUAUUUCUUUGAAUACAGUAAUGAAGUGGAUGGCAAGGUCUUGCAACAAUUAGGUUGCUUGAUCUUUGCUUCUGUAGGGGUUCAGUUUAUGACUUUUCUUUGGGGGGGGUUGAGGGGAAGGGAUUUCAGGGGUGGGGGUAGGGUUGGGGAUUUGGAAGUUGGAGGGAAGGAGGGAUGGGUCACUCGGGAAAGAGACAGACUGAUAGGACGGGGGAAAAGAUGAGUCGGGGAAGCCAACAAAGCUGUAUCUCUGAAACUGGUGGCAGAAGUUUGAUGCACUUAAGUCGCACUGGGAGGCUUGAACCCAAGGAAGUUUAUUCAUUGCUGCCAUUUCGGUCAGAGUCGUUUUUCUCUCUCAAAAUGGGGCAGGGAUCGGUUUUCUGAGGGUGGGGAAACAGUUGGGAUCAGGUCUGACGUUUUUCUAUCAAGUAUUUAUACCUGUCUGAAGGAUGUGUUGGCCUUGUUCCACCAAAAACGAAACUGAACUUUUUUUCUGAACUUAAGCUCUAGAUGCACAGAAGGUGGCUUCUUUGAGAAGCCAAUUUCCAGGGAAUCAUUUGUGUUGAGAACACAGUCAAGACAUAUCUUGCUGUGUUAACAUCGAUGACGCAGACAGGUUGGGGUUUGAAAGUUAAAAAACUAAUUUUGUAAGAAAAAAAAAGUAAUUUUUGUUAGGUAUUAUUGUGUCAGUUUAUGUGCAGAAUGAAGUGUUCGCUUCAUUGUGGUCGUUUGUGACGAGGAACGUUGUUGACAGAGAUUUGUCGGAAUUAUUAUUUAUGCGAUAGUUGCACUUAAAAAAGGAAAACCUUGAUGCAGUGUUAACUUGACCGUGUGGUGUCCAGGCAUGGAGGUUUGUGCUUUAGUAAAAGCUUCCAAUUUGAAAUCGUUGGCGUGCUGAUCAUGCAUCUGUCGAGUUCUUUCAACCAGCAUUUGUUAGUUACGAAAAUGCCAGUCACACCACACCGUCCUGUUUCCAGUUACAAUUCUUAAGACGACCAGACUUUUUGUUUGCUUAAUUUUGACUUGUUUAUAUAGAUUCUUGAGUGGAAGUAAGAAAAAAACAAACGGAUUGCACUGGACAUUUGGAUUACACACAGAAAUUGUUAGCUGCAAACAAAUCUGACAAAAUCGUGAUGGGGUAAACACUGUUAUGGUCAGUGUGUGAAAAUUUGUGUCGUAAAAGUUGGUGUCGAGAUGUUUCUGUGCAAAGAAAGUGAUAGCAUGGGUACCCGUAUCGGCACUACGAACAGGAUGUUAACUCGUGAUUUUGACGUGCAUCUUGCGUGAGAAUUCUAGGAACUGGAAUUGAACGUAGCAUUUUCCAAACGAACAGUGCAGCUGUCUUGUUUUAAAAAAUGUGUUGUCACUUUUACUUUUUUGUGGUCUCUUGUGUAAAUGCUGGGGAGUUUUGACGGUGAGCUCAUGGUAUAUUGAUCUGACAUCAUGGACACUAGCAUCUCAUAAUGUGAGACCGUAAAUGAUUGGUUGGGAUUUUAACCGAAUUUGCACGCACAUGGAGAUGGCCAGCAAAUCAGAGUUAUUGUUUAAUCCUCGGCACAAAACUGGCCUCAUUUUGUAUUUGUGGAGUGAAAUGAAUGGUUUUUCGGAUGAUUGGUGGAGAUUCAUCUUGUCAGUGGGUCAAGUCUUCAUGAAACAGUGCAUGUGGUUGGACAUUGUCCACGUUUAGUUAAGAGCACUAGCCAAUCAGGAUCAGCGUUGCAUAUGAGCAUGGAAAGUUUGUGGACAUGGUUACGGUCUACCCCAUGGUUGUUCACAGUGCCAAUACGGAGCCCAGUUCAUGUUUAACAUUUAACGUUUUAGCUCAAAGUUCCGAUUGAGCUCUGUCUGUUUAACUGUUGCUACGACUAAAGGAGACAAAAAACACGAUUACUACAAUUAUUAAACGGUUACAUUUAAACUUUAACAAGCACGGAAUAAGUCCGGUUUGGAACAUAUAUUUGUGAUUACAGCAAAGAUGGUUUGCCAACAUUUUAUGAUAUUUAAUAAUUGUACAUUUCUUGAGAAGAAUAUAAGAGAAAGCAGCGACAAAAGACACAAGUUGGCAUAGUUUCCCAGAAGGCUUCUGCAAAUCACAAUUAUUUUGCCGCGACAUUCCGUGCUUAUCAUAAAGCUGGAAAACUUUAUAGACGAAGCAUUACCCGACUUAACCUUUUUUGUGGUAAUUGCCCUUUAAAUGCUAAAGAAAGUUUAAUGUGUUUUUGUUUUCAGUCUCAAAUCCCCUGAUAUUGUUUUGUAGUUUCAAAGCCACUCAACAAGCCCAGUUCAACUUUUUGGUUGUUUGUUUUCACUGCAGUUGGGUUUAAAAAGGUCUCCUAAUUCGAACAGUUCAGAACUUUUAAUCACCGCAAACUCUGUCUUGGAGAAUAGUAAGGAUAUGUCAAUAUUGUUAACCCAGUCGUCGUUUGGUGAAGUUUAACUCUGAAUGUUUGACCGGGAAAUGUCUGCUUGGGUUUCACCAGAUACCCAUGAAAGUUUCAAGUUUCCUGUCUUGUCCAAGAGUCUUACAUCGGCAUUCAGGGAUUUCUUGAUGAAUUGGUUAUUUACAGUUUUAUGGUUUCAUUGAUCCGUUCGCAGUUUCAUUUUGGUUGGAGGCCGAGGCAGUAGACAGGCUAACCCUGUUCACAUUGUGUUCCAAUGCAUGGGAUUGAAGUCGGGAUACCAUGCUUGCUGUCAAAACGCAGGUGUUCAGAAGUUUGAAUUCACCAAACCAACGCAAGGUUAACAGUGUAAUACCAACUGAUGUGACAUUCAUUGCCAUACGUGCUUUAUUGAGUUGCGAUAGCAUAAACAAUAAACCAGGUCCCUUAGACAUCUAUUAAACUCAGAAAAA
Molecule: messenger RNA, 6599 nt
Organism: Acanthaster planci (crown-of-thorns starfish)
Lineage: Eukaryota; Metazoa; Echinodermata; Asteroidea; Valvatida; Acanthasteridae
Product: ras GTPase-activating protein-binding protein 2-like
Cellular component (GO): cytosol; ribonucleoprotein complex
Molecular function (GO): mRNA binding
Source: RefSeq, a predicted model, not a curated record